Pomacea canaliculata is the source of this 9405-nucleotide messenger RNA. RefSeq lists its product as uncharacterized. The record is from RefSeq and is a predicted model, not a curated record. Gene Ontology annotation, molecular function: exopolyphosphatase activity. Gene Ontology annotation, cellular component: cytoplasm. The transcript has 19 exons. The coding region runs from base 244 to 5622 and encodes 1792 amino acids. Lineage: Eukaryota; Metazoa; Mollusca; Gastropoda; Architaenioglossa; Ampullariidae.
UGUUCUUAUUCGUCUGAGAGCACAUUUAGUCUAAAAAUACUGCGUGUAUUGUCUAAUAACAAACUGCUCCGCAAGAAGCAUCUUGGAAAGGAUAUCUCACGGUGACCGCCAGGGUCCUUAUAACCAUAUCGGAAAAAGACGUUCAUCAUCUGAUCAUACUUUUGUUGGUAGCCAUGCCUUAGAUGGGAAAACUGUUUGUCUGACAUUUGUGGUGGGCUAUUCAAAACAAGAUUUCUGGAAAAAAUGGUUCUGCAGGAAUAUCUUGCUUUUUGCAGAGGAGCACUGGAUAAGUUAUAUGACUUCCCAGCUGUUCACAUUGUGAUGGGUAAUGAGGCAUGUGAUUUAGAUUCUGCUACUUCAGCAAUCACUUAUGCCUUCUAUUUGCAUGAGAUUUCUGUAGCUCCAUUGGGAACGGUCAUCUUCUUCCCAAUAUUGAGCAUGAAAAGAGGGGACUUUCGGCUUCGAACAGAAAUUACCUAUUACUUUAGGCGACAUGGCAUCGUUGAGGAGGAUCUUAUCUUCCUAGAUGACAUUGACCUGCUGAAGGUCAAAGACUUGACAGAUUUGAAAGUGACCUUGGUGGAUCAUCAUGUUUUGCCAUUGUGGUUGUCAGCUUUAGAGGAGAAUGUGGUUCAGAUUAUAGAUCAUCGACCACAGGACGGCAGCUUGCCUGAUAGAUGCCAGGAAAGCACCUUGGAACUGGUGGGCUCCUGUUGCACUUUGGUGGCUGAGGCAUUACUUUCUGAUGAGACUUUUCCAAUGGAUGAGACUGUGGCAUCAUUGCUUUAUGGUGCUAUAGUAACUGACACCAUUAACUUCUCUCCUCUGGCUGGGAGAUCAACUCCAAAAGAUGAAAUGAUAGCUGAUCAGCUUGAAACUUUCUUACCUUCUGAUAUAGAGAAGGAUGCGCUCUUUGAUGACAUAAGCAAGGCCAAAUGUGAUCUUUCAGGCCUUACAACAGAAGAGAUUCUGCAUAAAGAUCUGAAGAUUGUGUGUGGGGACAGUCUGAAGGUGGCAAUGAGCUCUGUCACUGCAGAUAUAAUGAGCUUUAUGGAUCGAAGUGACUUUGAGAGGAGCCUGAAAAUAUUUGCAUCUGAUUGUGGUGUUGAUGCAGUGGUAGUUCUUACAGUGCUUGUGAAUGAAGAUGGAUCUGUUAAUCGUCAGCUUGGUAUUUUUUCUACAUCACGUGUCUAUCGUGAACAGAUGGCUGAUGUUCUCCAAGCAAGCAACUCACCUCACUUGGGACUGUCUCCCUUGCCAAUCAAACAUCAAGACUUUCUUCCAUUUUGCCAGGACAACUUCAAGGCAUCAAGGAAACAGAUACUUCCAAUCAUCAAAGGAUUCCUUGCAGGAGAGACUACACCAGAUGAAAACCAGGCAGAAGCAUUUUCUGUCAUUCCACACGAAUGCUCCGAAGGCUUUACAUCAAUGACGGACAUUAUAAGUGGCCAUGGCACAAGUGAAGGGGACAUAACCCCAGAGGAUUUAAUCAGUUGUGCGGAGUCAAUUGGAACAGAAGCUAGUGAUGACAUAAGUAAGCUGCAGGAAAGAAAAGUGUUUGAUCCCCUGAGCUCUGUUCACAGCAGUGACAGUGUGAGCUCACCUUCAGACUUCACUACCGAUGAGAUAAAGUUGCCAGUAGAAGAUCUGAAAGAUAAACCAGGAUUGUCAAAUGAUGUUGACUAUCCUAAUGAUAAGAACUGGAACAGCCCAAUUGUAGCCUCUUUUGAAGAACUUGAUAUCCACAUGGGUGAAAUUUAUACUAAUUACAGUAAUCAUCCCAUUACAGUUACUGGGGAGGCUGAAAAACACUUUGAUAAUGAGAAUGAAAAUAGUCCCUUGUCAGCAGAUCUACUAAAUGAUGAAAUAUUCUCUUCUGUUCCUGUGUUCUCUGUCCCACCUCUUGUACCUACAAGUCAAGUUGUAGUUCAUACUGAUGAAAUUGUUCCUGAUGGGCAAGACAGUGACCCCUUAGAACAUGAUGUUUUGGGCAUGACCUCUCCUCAUGAUCUACUUCUUCAGGACUCCCCUCCAGACCUUUCGCCUGCAGUGCUGUCAGGCCAGACUUCUGGGCAUGAAUCCAAAACUUCUAGCUACCCAGUGACUCCACCCAACAGUUAUGUAGAGUUUGACUUCAGCCUGGGGUCCCAGGAGGUUAAUCUCCCAAGUUUCAACAGCUCAGAAAUGGUGGAGAAGAUUCAGGAGAAGAAGGCAGCAUUGAGGGAAGGUGAAGAAGCAAAUCUACUAGAUGUAUUAUCACCUUUCACCCCCCAGAACAGCUACAGCUGUUCGAUUGCAGAGAGUGGCUAUGCCCCAGAUUUCUUUAAGGAAACCUCCCUUCCCAGUUUCCGCAGUUCUGACAUGGUUCAGAGAAUCCAAGAAAAACGCACCUCAAUGGAACGGGAACUGGGUUUGGGAGCUGACAGUGAAAAUCUCCUUGAUGCCAUGAAAAGUCCAUUCACACCACCCAACAGUUUUGUUGAGGGAAGUUUUGAUGCCUUUGCCCGUGAACAUCUCACUAGCUUGAACAGUGCAGAAAUCUCUAGUAGGAUCAAACGGAAACAGGCUGAAAUGGGAAGUAUGUGCAAUGACGACACUGAAAUACAUUCUGUUAGUCCACCUGGGCUUUCCAUACCUGGCACUGACAGUGCUGGUAGCCCUUCUCAUCCUUAUACACCCCAAAACAGUUACAAGGAUAGUGCACUAGGAACUCCUGGACACCAUGCUCGUGUCACAGAUUUGUAUGAGGUGGCUGAACGGUUGUCAUUGACAGAAUCUGACAGUAGUGGCAGCUCCAACAAUAUUAAAGCUACUAGGGCUACCAAUAAAACAGAUUUUCGAGAACAAGAUGAUGCCGACAGUUUGUUUAUUGGAGAUGAAGCGCAGGAUUACAGGGUCCCGUUUGGCAGACGAGUAUCUAAUUCUUUGGUUUCUGGAGUUAAAGAAAGCAGCCAGAGGGCUGAAGAGGGAAACAUCCUGCUACCCAAUAACCAAGUAGGGAACAACACUCUGUCUGAUGAGGAGGAAGAGCAAGGAGAGAAAGAUGAACUGGAAGAGGAUGAAGCACUUAAAGAGAUAGCAGUGCAGAAAAUUGCUUUUGAACUAGCUAAUGAAAUGAUUCAGAAGGCUUUAGAAACGUUCCCAUCAGAAUAUGUGUCAAAGCUUGUGCCAGACUCAUCUCCCACAGUGCUUGUGAAACAUCCUAGCAUCAGUGAUGAUUCACCUCCAACACUGGAUGAUUUUGAUAGUGAUGCCUCCAUGACAGAGUCUAUGACAGCAGAGCUUGUGUCCGGCAGGCUUGAACCAGAUCUGUCUGACAGAGAUGUCUCAGCUGAUGAGGCUAGUGGUAAGAAUGAACAUUCAUGGACAUCAAACAGAGGUAUAGGCACUGCUGGUAGUCUCUCUGCAGAGUCUUCAAAGUCAUUGUUCUCAGAACUUGCUUCAGCACUGAGAAAAGGGGAUGUUCAUGAUUCCCUUGAUGACUCUAAGGCAGGGUAUGCCAGUUCUGAACAGAGUAUAUUAUCUUCAAAAGAUGAUAGAGUGAAAGAUGAUGGUACUUUCACCAUUGAGACUGAAUAUCUUCAUGAGCUAGAUCCUCUGCAAAAGGGGCUUUAUCAGCGUGAAGCCACUGUUAUUGAAACUGAUGCUGACAAAGAGGUGGCAGAAGCCUCAAGUUUCCGAAAGAUAAGUGGUCAGGAGUACCAGACUGUGCAGGAAGAUAUCAUGGAGCAGAUUUGGCAAGAGGCACGAGACAGGGAAAGGAUCAAGCGGCAACAGUGUUCUGUUGCAGAAGAGCCUGAAAAUGUGGAUUCUGAGUCUAGUCGUUUUCAUGCAGAAAUAGACAUGAAAAGGGACACCUGUGGAGAGGGAAAUUCUGAGACAGAUGAGGGAAGAGAAGAAGUUAAUAACAGCAUUCAGAGUGAACCAUCUUUCAGUUUCCAACUAGAAAGAGAGGGGAAUUACUUUGAAGAUGACCUGAACAGAAGUACAAGGGCACCAAAUGUGAGUGAUACUAAAACCAGCAACGAUCUUAGUGGCCAAAAUGAUUGCAGUAGUAUGGCUGAAAGUGAUAUUGGUUGCAGUACUAGCGGAAACAUAGAUGAUGAUGAAAUACUGUGUGAUAGUGAGCUUGAAGUCAGCAUGUUGGCUUUUUCCUCUCCAGUUAGGCAAAGUCACCCUGAUGUUAUCAACAUGGAAAGGUCUCUUAUGGAGGAUUUGCAGCAGCAAACUAACAGUGAGGCAUGUGUGAAACGAGUGGUUCACCCCGAGACAGACAUAAGCUUAGAUGAAAGUAUUUCCAGAGAACAAGGCAAGAAGACCAUCCAUAUUGAGCGAGACAGGGAACUGUAUAUCAGUACCCUUAAUAAUCUGGAGGUACAGAGUGACCACCUUGUAGGCCCUGCAGUGUCUGAAGCUGAAUGCAAUGUAGAGCAGACUUUGGAUGAAUCACACAGCACAGAUGAGCAGGUUGUGAGGCGCAAAAUCGGUGUGGACAUGCUCAGUAAUUCCAGUUUCCUUGAGUACCAGCAGGAGAGAGCAGACCUGUUUUCCAAAUCUGAAAGUGGAUCCAUGAUGAGUGGUGAAAAACUAGAAGAAUCUGAUGAAAUAACUGAUGAAAGAUCUGAAUUCAAGAAGAAAAUUCUCACCGACAAUCUUUUGGAGCAGACUGUUUCAGCUGAAGCAGACAAAAUGGAGUCCCAGAAAAAGGAUCAGUUGAAGGGGAUGGAGCUGAGAGAUGAGUGGCAAGAUGAUGAGCUGCCAAACAUUGUUGGAGAGGGUGGGCAUGUUACCUCAGAAAAGACAGACAACCCUGAAGAAAGAGGGGAACAUGUAAAACGGAGGCUGGUUCCAGCAGCAGGCCUGGUCAGUGGUGACCAUUUGGAUGAUGUUGAAGUGCUGGACUCGGACAGCGAGAUUGACUCAAACAUGGAUAAUGAACAACUGGAAUGGGAAACAAGAAAACUGUUAGAGGAAGAUGAUACCCCUGUGCGCAUGCGAGACAGGACAGAAGAGAUCCCAGAAUAUACAGCAGAAGAGGAGAGGAGAGAUUCGAAAAGCUGGAAGCUUGUGCAGAUAGCGGACAUGGAGUUUUGCAUUGACAUGCGGGUGAUUGAGCCUUACAAGAGGGUUCUGUCUCAUGGUGGUUACUAUGGUGAAGGCCUGAAUGCAAUUAUUGUGUUUUCUGGUUGUUACCUUCCCAGCAGAGACAGAAAAGACUAUUCUUAUGUCAUGGACCACCUGUUCUAUUACGUGAUCCACACAUUGGAUGAAUUGGUGGCAGAUGACUACAUGAUUGUGUACUUCCAUGGAGCGACUCCCCGAAGACAGAUGCCGAAUUUUGGAUGGCUGAAGAAAUGCUACCAGUCCAUUGACAGAAAGCUAAAGAAAAACCUUAAGGCUCUAUUCCUGGUCCAUCCUACACUCUGGCUGAAGACAGUUGUGUUGAUGACUCGCCCUUUCAUAAGCUCGAAGUUCAGCUCCAAGCUGCAGUUUGUUCGGUCUUUGGAAGACCUGAGGAAGCUGAUUCCAAUGGAAUAUGUUUAUAUCCCAGAACAGGUUCAGGGGUAUGAUGAUCGCUACUACCGCCCCUCCCCACCCUCCAGUCCCUCUUCUGACUUAUGACCUUGACUCUGUACCUCAUAUGACUUUGGCUUUUUUCUGUGAUACAGAAUUGAUCACCUUCUGCAGACUGACCCCUCCACCCUACAAAGAAUUGAAAAAGAGGACAGGCAAGCUUCAAAACUAACUGAAAAAGAAUGAACCCUAAAAGCUUGAAUAAAGCGAUCUGUGGACUGUCUUAGAGAGGUAGUGGGACUCAGUAAAUUUGUGUCAGCUUGUUCAGGUAGAAGAUGACAGCAUGUCCAGAAGACACUUUAGAAGAUUUUGGAACAUUAUUUUUAAGAGGCACCAGAUAAUGUGCUAUUAAACAGAGCAUGGAGCAGAUGAUGAUGUACAUUGAAUCACAAUACAGACUGAAACUGAUUUUGCACUACCUGUAUGACUAACAGGAGGGAAGUAAAGGUUAACAUUACUCCUCUCAGUAACAUUAACUAGUCAAGCAGAAGAAUAAAGGAAUACAGAUCUAAGAACUAUCAUGUAAAAUACAUUUGCAUCAGACCUUUCAGGAAGAGAUAUAAUCCCUAAUAUUCCUGUGCAUAUAAUUUAUUGCAAUUUUGAGACCUUUAUUUUGCUUAUUAAUUUGAGCUUUUACUUAAUUCCCCUUUUUUAGAGUUGACCUGUAAAUAAAAAUUGACGUUUGCUUAUUUGUGAUUUUUGCAUAGCAGAUAUUAUUAACUAGUCAACAUUAUUUCUUUUCAUUUUAGUGGUUUUCAUGUUUCAUUUUUUGAUGAUAAAAACACUGGUGCAGGCUGGUGAGCAUAUUUGUUAAGGUUAAGGUUUUUGCAUGUGACCGAAAUCACAUGCUGGAUGGGAUUGCUUAAUGCUUAUAUAGAGCACUUAAUAUGUUGAAGUAGGACUAAAGAGGAGUCAUUAAGCAUUGUUGUGCCUUUUUAUAGUCACAAGUAAUGCCCUGGAAAAUGUUUAGGGGAUAGAAGAGAUUUAAGUCAGAAUGAAGGAUUAAAAGAACUGCUUACAAAUGGACAAGUCUCUUUAUAACAAGCUUUUAUGAAAACUGCCUUUUCAUUAAAAUCAAGAUUACAUAUGGAUGAAAAUGGCAUUAUUUGCUGCAGUUGCCAUGGCAUGAAUUCUGACACUUAUUUAAUGUCAUGUUGUACUGUCAGUUAAAACAUAUGAAGAAAGAAAAUUCAAAAACAUAAAUGUACAGAUGAUGAUGAUGCAGUUUUAAGAGUGUUUUUAACCAAAAUGUGUUUAUUUAAGUGGUACAGUUUUGAAGCAUAGGGAUGCUUUUGUAGGAAAAGCAUUCUUCCAUAAAAGUGUUUUGUGGUUGAUGUUGCAUAAAAAGUCUUGUGAGAAAAAUGUCUACUGGAGAUUGUUUCAUGAAACAAAUUCCUGAAAGUGGUCCAGUUGGGGCAUGUGUGGCAAGUCCAAGAAACAGCAUGAAAAACUUCUCCAGGCAGCAUUUUCUUUGGUGAAAAUAUAAGAAUUUCCUCCUCCACACUCAAACACUCUUGCCACAAGUGUACAUGCAUGCAGAUACAUCGACACUGAAUGAAAAUGAAUGAUGAAGGUAAGUAGAGGUUAUGGCACAGUAUGGCUUUAAAUGAUUUAUAAGAUCGCAAAGGACGGCUUAGAACUGUUUGGGAACCUGUGCCAUGUAGGUAAAGGCAAGAGCUUAGGACAAGUCAAGCAAACUAGUGGAAAGGCUCUGGAGCUUAAGAACAUAACUGUUGAGGUGGGAGAUACAGCAAAUGGUUCUGAAGGACAGAACUUUGUUUUUAAGUUUCACAUUAUUCAAAAUAUCCUUUUGAAAGAAAUAAUUAUUUUCAAAUUAUUCAAAAAUAUUCUGUGUGUAAUUAUUUUUCCCCUUUUUAAAGCAGAUAAAGAAUAUGGUUGUUUUAAAAUUUUUAGUCAAAAUGGCUUUUAAUUGAAGAAGCAGUUCAUUGUACAGAAAGUAUGUGUAAGGAAAACGUGUAAAAAUUAUAUAUGCCUUAGCUUGGUGGUCAAUGGAUCUUUGUUGGUCUGCUGCCACUGUCUUUGGAUCACCAACCUCUGGAUAGUUUUAAUAUUCAUCCUAUAAUCUUAUAUGACUGAUUGUACAAAGCAGAUAUAUGGAGAAUACUUCCUGCUGAUUUUUAAAAAACAAAGCUGCAUGCACUAAUACAUAUUUGUAUGAAUGUAUGCUCUGAUGCCUUUAGUUCGUUUCAGUGUUAUGUUACUAACGCACAGAGCUUUGAUUUUGUUUUCAGUCAAAGCUUUUGAGUAUUGCUGAGUAUUUUAUUACCAUUACAUAUAUGUAUUUUUCACAAUUAGCAGUGCACUAAUGUUUUAGCUUGUUUAUUAUGGGGAAAAAUUGUUAAAUCAGAUUAUGUCUUCUUUUUUCUGAUUGUAUUCAGUAUUCAGUUUUGCAGAAGGAACAUCAAUCCAAAAGUCCCCAACAGUUAUAUCGAAAAUAAAAUUUAGUUUUUUUUAUAAGAGGAGGAGCAGGUGACGUGAUGUAAUUCUGUAUAUUGUAUGGACUAAAUGUGAUUGUAUACAUUUCUACUGUGUUCUCAUCCUUGACAGCUGUUUAUGAAUUAUAAACUGUGCUUCCUGCCAUAAUAUUUACUGGCAAUGUAUCUCUGUGUGACCCAAUCCCUGGCACACACUAGUACUGUGAUCUAUUUUGCUAACCCUCCAUAGAGCACGCCAUAAUGGCUGGUGAUAUAUUUUUAUUUUCUAAGUGUAUAUGCCAUCACGGUUAGAGUUUUCCUUACCCCAUUUAGAUUUAACCAGUGUUGGUUUGAAUUUGUAAAGGUUAACAUCUUGUGUUUUGAAACCAAAUCUCGGAUGCCAGUCUUUGCAAGCAUUCACUACAUUAUGAUACAUAGUUAAAAAAGUAGCAUUUACUUUAAGGCUUUGGUUUUCUAUCAGCAGUGCAGCUGCAUUUCAUAAGCAUUUGCAUUUACAGAAUAUGAUUGAAAAAUCUAGUUUAUUGCCUUAUGAAAUACUCUGCUGAUUAAAUAAUGAUUUUUUUUUUUUAGGUCUCGUCGCUGUUUCUGGGAUGGUUUUUACGCCCUUAUUUGUUUUCGAAGGUGUGCACAAGUGUGAGUUGGUGGUGUCCAUGUGUUGCACCUAUGGAACCUUUGCCUGUGUAGUCCAAUGAAUUUGUGUUAGAUUUUAGUGAAGAAAUGUUCUUAGUGAUUAAGCUUGAAAAGCAGAUUUUUUAAUGUUAAGAGAGUGCAUCAUGUGUGGUUUUCCCAACAUGGAUUGAAACACUUUUACAGCCCAGCUGUGUGAUAAGAACAGAAAGAACUAGUCAAAAAUAAUAAAAAUGCUUUUGGUGAUAAUAAGAACAAAUUUUGAUGACAAAAUACUGUUUAUAUUGUGCCAAAAGCAACUUUUCUGACUUUUUUAAGCUGUAAGGCAUAAUUAUAAAUUGAUGCAUGCAUCAGCAAAUUGAAGACAUUUAACAUUCUUAUGUAAUUAGGCUUUAAAUUGGACACUUUGUGAAGUCAUCAGUCUUUAUUUGAAUAAUGUUUUGGGCACAUCUACAAUUGUAUAAGAAGCAUUUAUUAUUUAUGACAGCACAGUCAUUAAAUUUUAAGCACUAGAAAGCAUGGCUGCUUUAACUUAUAUGCGAAGCAGUUUUUUUAAUCCGUAAGUGCAGACUUACACUUCCAGCCUGUGGAAGUUUUUUGUUGAUUUAGAUUUUUUUGCAGGUGGGGGAGAGUUAGCAAAAAACAAAACAAACUGGAGAUGCAAAUCUGUGUAUAUAUGUGCACAAGUGUCUGCCCUUGCAUGAAAUUACACCAUAACGUGGAAAUUAAAUGUGACAUAUGCAGCUCA